Molecule: messenger RNA, 612 nt
Organism: Angiostrongylus costaricensis
Lineage: Eukaryota; Metazoa; Nematoda; Chromadorea; Rhabditida; Metastrongylidae
Source: the annotation of a GenBank genome assembly
AUGCUUGACAAUUGGUAUAAACGAGUGGUCGUUUAUAGUCAAGAGUUGAGUGCUGCUGAGGAAAUGAAGAUACCGUGGCAGUCACCAACAGUGGAAAUAUACAAACGUGUUUGCGAGGCGAUACAUGGACUGAACAUGAUCAAAGAAGGCGAUAAGGUACUUGUGUGUUUGUCAGGUGGUAAAGAUUCGCUCUCCUUACUACACAUUCUGCAUUUCUACCAGAUGCGUUGCCGGAAGAAUAAAAGUACGAAUUUCAAGCUGGGUGCGAUUACUGUCGAUCCCGGUUCGUCUGCAUACAAUCCUCGUCCCUUGGUCGACUACUGUAGAUCGUUGAAUAUUGAUUAUUUCUAUGAGGAGCAAGGUGAACAGCGUAUUUAUUUCUUCAUUGCCGCAUUCCAAAAUGGUAAUUUGAGUACAAUGAAGGCUCAGUAUCAAACACGAGAUGGAACACUACGAGUAAUUCGUCCACUGAUAUUUGUUAGAGAACGGGCGUUACGUGAAUUCGCAGAAUCACGUGGUUUACCAGUGAUAGCUGAAAACUGUCCAGCCUGCUUCACCCAAGCCACUGAGAGGCACCGUAUAAAACAGGUGGGUUGUGACGACAUGUUAUGA